UUCUCCACAACCGCCGACAAACGAGCCGGAGCCUCCCUACACAGUAGAGGCCUUUCUGUUACAAGUCCUCACCCGGAUAUUUGUCUUUUUGGUCUUUCGGAAUGGUUCUGGACCAAAGUCUGCUGACCCCCUAGGUCACUUGUUCUCAAGUCUGCCGAUUGGCAAUGGGAAUGGGAAUGAGCUGUUUGGUUGGGAUGGUGCUAUCCCACCCAUCUUGUACACCGACUGCGAUGACCCAAGAGACACAUCGGACUGUUUGCUGGUACCCUCCUUCAUUCGAUGUAAGAGUCGAAGAUGUUGCGAUGCCUAGGAUCGAACACCCAGACGAUGCGGUUGUCAAAGUAACGCUGGGCGGUUUAUGUGGAAGCGAUUUACAUAUCUACAGAGGCCAUGGGGGUAUCGACAAAGUACAUACAUGCGGUCACGAAUUCAUCGGAACCGUACACAAACUAGGCGACAACUACGGCUCGAACCAGGCUGAUAUACGUCCAUCCCUAUACAAGAACUUGAAAGUAGGAGAUAGAGUCGUCGCAGCUUUCACAGUCAGCUGUGGGGAAUGCCACGUAUGCCACGUCGGCUACACCUGCCGCUGCCCUCACGGCCUCCUCUUCGGUAGCCCUUUCCUAAACGGUGGCCAAGCCCAAUACGUCCGUGUUCCCAAAGCCGGAGCUACCCUGUUCAACCUCGAAAAUCCAGAAUCGAUUCUAAAAUCUUUAACUCCUGAUAAAAUCAAACACAUCAACGACGCUUCUUUGCUUAUACUCUCCGAUAUCCUCCCCACAGGGUUGUUUGGAGCUGUACAAACUCUCAAUCAUCCGAAAGUGAAAGCGAUCUGGGAAGGUAAAGGCUGGCCAGGGGUGUUUUUCUCUGAUGCAGACGCGGAUCCUUCAGCGAAUGCGAUGAACGAAGAAGACAAGUUUUUGACCAUUGCGCUGGUAGGCUUAGGACCUGUUGGGAUCUGUGCUCUGGUUUCGUUAUUGGACUUGAUUUGGAAUCUCGAGACUCGAUCAAAAUUCAGAUAUCGGAUUGUCGCUGUUGAUCUCUUGGAGAGUAGGAGGAACAAAGCUCAAGCUGUGUAUGAUAGGAUUCAGCAUCCUGACAAGGGGAAGAACGGUGAUGUGGUUGUGUUGGGAGGGGAUUUGGGAGAGUUGAAAGAGAAGGUGAUGGAAUGGACGGGGGGUGUUGGGGUCACGGCUGUUUUGGAGGCGGUAGGACAUGCAGAUGCACUUGAAUUAGCAUUUGACGUGGUCAGAACGUUUGGUGCUAUUACCUCCAUCGGAGUACACGGUGCAGUUCCGAUACCUUUCACAGGUACCGUAUAUUCUUUUGACGUUUGCGUUUCUCGUUGACUACCCGUGCAACAGGGAGACAAGCAUACAACAAGAACAUCUCCUUCGAUUUUGGAAGAUGCCCUGUCCGAUCGAUGUUACCACGCGCUUUUGAAAUCCUAGUGAAGAGGCAGGACGUAUUUGGAGAGAUUGGCACGGAGAGCAGUUUGAUUGAUCGUGUUGUUCCAUUGAACCAGGCUCCGGAGAUGUAUAGGAAGUUCGAGAAAGGAGAUGUGGGGAAGGUGUUGUUUGAUCCUUGGAAGUAAAGGGCCAGGUGAAAACCGAUGAAAUCUAUUCUUCUUGGUCUACAAUUUUCCCGCCUUGUAUAAUUAUUCUUAACCUUGUGGCGUUUUUAGGACAUCUUCCCCUGAAGGAGCGCGCCAGGCUCCCUUGUGAUCUCAGCGCUCUACCCAUAUCAUGAGAGCCAUGUCGUGAAUAGUCAGAAAGCCACUUGCCUUUAGCUCUGAGCUUGUUCCGAGUCUAAC
Marasmius oreades (fairy-ring Marasmius) is the source of this 1813-nucleotide messenger RNA. RefSeq lists its product as uncharacterized. The record is from RefSeq and is a predicted model, not a curated record. Bases 165 to 1349 code for a protein of 394 amino acids. Lineage: Eukaryota; Fungi; Basidiomycota; Agaricomycetes; Agaricales; Marasmiaceae. The transcript has 7 exons.